Molecule: messenger RNA, 2106 nt
Organism: Salvia hispanica
Lineage: Eukaryota; Viridiplantae; Streptophyta; Magnoliopsida; Lamiales; Lamiaceae
Product: transcription factor IIIB 60 kDa subunit-like
Biological process (GO): transcription by RNA polymerase III; transcription preinitiation complex assembly; DNA-templated transcription initiation
Cellular component (GO): transcription factor TFIIIB complex; transcription preinitiation complex; nucleus
Molecular function (GO): TBP-class protein binding; RNA polymerase III general transcription initiation factor activity; RNA polymerase III type 3 promoter sequence-specific DNA binding
Source: RefSeq, a predicted model, not a curated record
ACCGUUUGUCAGUUUCACUAGUUGAACCCCAGCCAAAACCCCACACCAUCACCAAAUUCAAUCUGCGUUAAUUUCUCAAUUUUCAAACCCUCGAUCCACCACCGCACCGAUUCUUCUUUCCCGGCGGAAGCAGUAGGCACUGCGACCGUAUCAAUUAACUGCUCUCCUUGAGGCGGGCGUGCGAUGGUGCGGAUAUGGUGUCCUUUCUGUGCCGUCAACGUUCGGACUGAUACCGCUGAAGGAAAAACUUGCUGUUCACUUUGUGGAAGGGUUCUAUCUGAAGACAACUUCACAGAGGAAGUUCAGUUUACGAAAUCAUCUGAUGGACAGGCACGCAUGCAAGGUCGUUUUGUGGCGUCUGUCCAAUCUCAUUCAGAGAGUCGUGAGAGGACAUUGAAUGAAGCUUACAAUGGAAUAAAUGAUAUAAUGUAUGCCUUGGAAAUUGACGGUGGUGAUUACAUAGCUAGUGCAGCAUUACGGUUGUAUAAGUUGGCACUAGAUAAGAACUUCACAAAAGGGCGCAGGAAAGAACAAGUGCAAGCUUCUUGUCUUUAUAUUGUCUGUAGGGCUAAAGAUAAGCCAUUUCUUCUUAUUGAUUUCUCAGAACAUCUAAGGAUAAAUGUCUAUGUACUAGGGGCAGUCUUUUUGCAGCUCUGCAAAGUUCUUAGCCUUGAAGAAACUGGUCUUUUGCAAAAGCUUGUGGAUCCCAGCCUUUUCAUUCACCGAUUUGCUGAUCGUCUGUUUAGAAGCAAGGACCAACGUAUUUCCAAAACUGCACUUCAGAUUGUGGCUAGCAUGAAGCGUGACUGGAUGCAGAGUGGAAGGAAACCAAGUGGGAUAUGUGGAGCUGCACUUUAUAUAUCUGCUCUAGCACAUGGUCUUAAUUGUUCCAAAUCUGAUGUUAUUAAGACGGUCCACAUAUGUGAAGCAACAUUGACAAAGCGGAUGAUUGAAUUUGAGAAUACCGAGUCAGGAGGUCUAACGAUUGAGGAGUUUGAGAAGAAGUCAGAGGAACUUGCCGCUCUGGAAAAUAAUGUUGAAGACAAAUUUCAAAUGAAGUCUAGGAAUGGUGAGCUUCUAUGUAGUCAUAAGGGUGAUGGGAAACCUCAGUUUGCUUAUGGUCUUUGUAAGGACUGCUACAAGGAGUUCAUGGCAAUUUCUGGAGGCCUUAAUGGUGGAUCAGAGCCCCCAGCUUUCCAGCGUGCUGAGAGGAAAAGAAUAAUGGCCGAGGAAGCUGCUGCUGAUAGAUCUGAGAAUCUAGAUUCAUCAGCAUUGCUUGGACUGACUGAGACCAACAGCAAACAUUUAAAUUAUGAUGGACAAAGGAGCCUCAAGAAUACUCAAGAUGGAGCUACACAGCCAGCAGAUCCUGAUUUAACAGGAGCCACCUUGAAGCCGAAAACCAUGCAUGAUACUAUUGAUGGCAGAACGGAUGCUAGUGAUUUUCCUUUGGAAGAGUCAGAGAGUUUAUCGGACAUUGAUGACUUUGAGGUGGAUGUGUAUAUUAAUACUGAGGAGGAGAAGAAUUUGAAAACGACUGUAUGGGAGGAGAUUAACAGGGAAUAUCUUGAGGAGCAGAAAGCAAAAGAAGCUGCUGCAGUAGCUGCAAAGAAAGCUUAUGAAGCCAGUUUUGCUAACUGCUCGGGUGAUGUUGAAGGCGCAAGAAAGCUCGCUGAGGCAGCUGCAGCAGCAGCUGCACAGAUUAGAAAGGAAAAACGACAGAAGCGAGCUGCUGAUUUGAAAAAUCUCGGGCCUCCUGAAACUGCUAAAGACGCAUUUAAACAAAUGUUAAAUGGGAAGCCAUGGAGUUCUAAAAUUCGAUAUGAGUUACUGGAGCAGCUUAUUGAUUCGGAUGAGCAAAGCCCCAAGAAGAGCCGGAAUGAGACGGAGGCUGAGGCAGAGACGAAAGCAGAAACGGAUCACGGAGACGAUUAUGUGGAAGAAGAUCCUGAAAUAGAUGGCACAGAGGAUAAUACGGAAGAAUAUAAUUGUGACCAAGAUAUUAACGAUUUGGAUGAAUUCUAGUAUUUUCACACAUAAUCCAUGUUGUAUAAGUAGGCAUCAUGCUACCAUUGAAAUAUUAAUUAUUAGUAAUAUGUUACUCCA